Guillardia theta CCMP2712 is the source of this 369-nucleotide messenger RNA. RefSeq lists its product as hypothetical. Gene Ontology annotation, cellular component: membrane. Lineage: Eukaryota; Cryptophyceae; Pyrenomonadales; Geminigeraceae. The coding region runs from base 1 to 369 and encodes 122 amino acids. The transcript is spliced from 8 exons. The record is from RefSeq and is a predicted model, not a curated record.
AUGGGGACAACUCCGCGUUUCGUUUCAAGGAUGGAUCAGAAGCCUGCACAGAACAUGCAUGACGAAUACUGGCAUGAGCACGUGGACGCGAAUCAAUAUCCGGGGUUCGAGUACACAGCAUUAAUCUACCUCAACGACCAGGGGCUUGACUACACGGGGGGACUGUUCUCGUUCAUCGACGAGGACAUCGCCAAGGGGCAGGCAAAGGUCGAGACCAUCAGCCCUAAAUGUGGAAAGCUGGUCUACUUCACUUCUGGUCCAGAGAACGUGCAUAGAGUGCACAAGGUUGAAUCGGGGCUCCGAUAUGCACUGACGAUUGCCUUCACCUGCGACAAGAGCAAGGAGCUUUCGGGGGAGUGGAACGCGUAA